Porites evermanni is the source of this 391-nucleotide messenger RNA. Lineage: Eukaryota; Metazoa; Cnidaria; Anthozoa; Scleractinia; Poritidae. The record is from the annotation of a GenBank genome assembly.
AUGGCUUUUAGAAGACAGCUUACUGGGGUUACAAUCCACUGUAACAGAUGUCGCAUGGAGCUUGCUAGAAGAGAGAUGCUUAUGCUGGCCACAAUUCCACCGUCACAUCUACACCUUGCUGUGAGACAAGAAAGAGAAGCAGACGCAUUUGAAAAGCUCAACAAGGUGGAAAAUCCAAAAGGUGGAAAAAGCGCUCAAUAUUGUCCUUACAUAGUUUUUUGUCGACAGUGUGACACGCACGUGGGAAAUGUUUCGAUAUUAUCAUCAAAACAGUUUGUCUGCUAUAAAAUAGACAACAUAUACCUUAUAAACAAUGGUAAGGAGAUUCGAGGGACGAAACUGUCCAAAAUACGUACAAGACUUGAAGAGGAGUGUUGCAUUGAAGUUGUGA